This is a messenger RNA of Nycticebus coucang (slow loris), 659 nucleotides long. Its product is annotated as coiled-coil domain-containing protein 148-like. Lineage: Eukaryota; Metazoa; Chordata; Mammalia; Primates; Lorisidae. The coding region runs from base 37 to 486 and encodes 149 amino acids. The record is from RefSeq and is a predicted model, not a curated record. The transcript is spliced from 4 exons.
AAAUACUGGGCUAAGAAAGAACAGAAGUGGAAAGAAAUGGAAAUGCGAGAUCUCCGGCGUCUAGAAGAACUGAAGAAAUUAAUGGCUGAACAGUCGAUAAAAGAUAGAGAAAGGGUUAAAUAUAGACAAGAAUUAUUGGAAAAGCGCUUGAUGGAGAGAAAAGCAGCAGCCCUUCAAGAAGCGCAUGAAGAUGAAGAGAGAGUGCGGCGGCUGGAAGCCCUUAGGAAACAGGUGGCUGUCGUCGCUCAGUUUGAUAGUAUCAGAAUGAUGUCAGACACAAAGGCAUCGAAAGCUAGGAUGGGCAUUGAAACUGAAGAAGAAUUUAUUCUUCAAAAGCCACUCUUCACCUUGAAUACAUACAAUGAACAGCAGAUAAUUUCUGACCCUAGAAUUCGCUUUGAGUUAGCCCUUCGAGAAGCUGGACUUCAUAAAGCAGUUUAUGCCAGAGAGAUGUUACCAAAAAUCAGUCCUCAAAAACCUCCAUGAAAGGAUAUGGAGUCUUCUGUAUUUAAACUAUAGAGCUUAUCCUCAAAUCUUGCUAUAUGUAAACAAGUUUUUUCUUUGAAAACAUUUAUAUGGAUAAUAAUUACUACUUUCUAAAAUUUUAAAAAAUAUCAGGCCUAGAAAUUGUAGCAGCUAUUAAAACAACUUUGCCUUUC